AUGAUGAUGAUGAAUAAUUGUCCAGACAAGACAUUCAUGAAAAAUACAAAUUCAUUAUUGAGAGAUGAUGACGAUCAUACUCACAAAACGAUGAAUAAUGAAACAAUGUUUGAUAGGCCUUUAUGUAAUGUCGAAACCGAAAAAAGAAGGUAUGCAUCAUCGUCUUCAUCCGAAAGUGAAUUCUUUUUUAGGAAUCAUGACAGAAUUUUGACUUGUGACAGCGAUACCACCGAUACAGAGGAACACCACGAAGAUCUUGACGACGAUGAAUUCACCAGCCACUCUUCUUCCAUUAAAAUGGUUUGGGAUCAAAUUCCAAUUAAUAACCAACACACAGAAAUUGAUAGAAAUAGUGUGAAUAUUAACAUGUUUACAAUGGACCAGAAAAGUUUUAAUUUCGAGAACAUCAUUCUUUCCGAUUUGAUGGACAACUGCACACCAAGAAAACCAGGAAACGAUGUGAAAAAAAUUACAAUUCUUGUGGAAAGUGAUGAAACUAGUUCUUUAAGUGACGACGAGGAUGAAAGUGAUGAAGGUGAUGAUGACCAUGAGAACAAAUUCAUUUCAUCUUCUUCUCCCUUCAAUCAUUUAAAUUCUACUUUGAAAAAUCAAUUGAAAUUGAAGCUUUCUACAAUCUCACAACAACAAGAAACAUCUUCUAACGAUGAUUUAAUGCAACCAACUCGAAUUUCUCACGACGUCGUUUUAACGACGACAACAACGUUGGAUGUGAAAGAUCAAAAUUUUCCUUCUCUCAGUGAAAAUUCCAAUCAAAAUUUAUCCACUCCUAAUGCUCAGAGUUCAGCUGAAACAACCGUCACAAAUACCAACUCAACAUUGACGACAUCCAACUCUACGUCAACUGCAAUGAAUGAUAUUCCUACUGUGUGUGAAAAUUCCCGACGAUUUACUUUUGAUGCCAAUGAUAUCAUUAAGGCAGUUUUUGAAGGAAAAUAUGAUGAACAUGUUCAAAAAUUAUUACAACAAGAUGUUUCUCAAUAUCUCACACAGUUAGUGAAAAAGAAAAAAACAAUCACUUCUGGAAAGGAUGAUAUUUUAAAGCAUUUAGAAAGUUCUGUGUCACGUGACACGACAACCAAAAUGCAAUAUUCUGCUUCCUCAUUUACUUUACCUCCUGAUGAAACAAGUUCUAGUGACACUCUUGAUACGAUCGAAAAGAUUCAUGAUGAUGUAACUAGUAUUCUUUACCAAGACGAAUCAUCUCCUCUCAACAAGUUGAAUAAUCUCAUUACUGAAAAGAAGAAACUUCUCACACGAUCCAAUACUACAUUUUUUCAGCCGAGGAGUGGAAAUGACCGACCUCUCGCGGAUGUGAGACAUCGAAGAAAAAUCACAAAUAUCGGUUCUGGAAUGAUUCCAACAAAUUUCAAUGAUAUUGUGGCACCCAUGAGUCCAAUUUCUCCAAAAACACCAAAUAGUGCUCAACUGAACACUUGUGAAAUCCAUUUGGACCCAAAACGAAAUCGAACAACUUUGAAUAUUCAUUAUUCAAGUUCGAGUGAUUCAUUGCUGUCAUCUACAAGGAAUAAUCAUCACAGUACUUCGCGAUAUGGAUCCUAUUCUGAUGAUAUUUAUCGAGUGACAAUUUUGGGAGAUUUAGGAGUUGGAAAAACAAGUAUCAUUCAUCGAUUUAUUAAGGGAACUUUUUCAAAUGAGUACAAUUCGACACAAUUCGAAGACAUUUAUCACAAACCUUUAAUGUUUUUGAAAUAUCAAGAAUUGAAAUUGCUGGAAUUAUUAGACACAUCAGCACUUCACAUUCGCCACUACAAGAACAAAUCGAAUCAACAUUCUGGAACAGUGAAUUCGCUCAACCAAUCACCAUGUCAGUUAUCAACAUUAACCAGCACGUCAACAAGUGUUACCCCUUCAAAUCAUCAUGUUGAAGCAGCAACAGUUGAAAAUACUAGUAACAGCAUUAAGGAUUCUCACGACUCUCCCAACUCUCAUCAAUCUGGUAGUUUGGUGGAGCCAAGACCUCCACGUAUUGAAAUUCCAUCAAGUUUUUUGAGUGGUUAUAUUGUCAAGUGUGAUGCCUAUGUGUUGGUGUUUAGUAUGGAUGAUGCGAAUAGUUACAAAUACUGCAAAGAUAUUUACAAAUCCAUUGUUGGAGAAAAGAAGAUGCUCUCUCUGAAAUCUGCAUCGAGUUCGCAUCUUCUGUCGACAUCCAACUCUGAAACCAAUGUUGCAACGCCAAGAACAGUUGCUAGGAGCGAUGUUCCACUGGUAUUGGUUGGAAAUAAGGCAGAUGUGAGUCUUGAGGAACGAGUGAUUGAUCCAAAAAUGAUUUGGGAAGAUGUUCAUACCAAUCUUGCCUUUGGCUCUAAUUGUUCUUUCAUUGAAACGAGUGCCAAAACAGGGCCUGUCGAUUGCAUCUUUGAGGCCCUUGUGAAUAGAAUUUGCAUGAGAGAAGAACCAGCUUCAUCAUCGAAAAUUCAAUCCUCUCCCAGAGAUCCCCUUAAUUCAAGAAAUAAAAAGUGUGUUAUCCUGUAG
Molecule: messenger RNA, 2514 nt
Organism: Naegleria fowleri
Lineage: Eukaryota; Heterolobosea; Eutetramitea; Acrasida; Naegleriidae
Exons: 1
Coding region: 1-2514 (837 amino acids)
Biological process (GO): signal transduction
Cellular component (GO): plasma membrane
Molecular function (GO): GDP binding; GTPase activity; GTP binding
Source: RefSeq, a predicted model, not a curated record